AAAUACGUUUUUCUAAUCAAAAAAUUUCCUAAGCACUUACAGUCAAGAAAGUUAAACUAAAAUCUCACAAAAUUGUCGUAAAGAUCAACAACUGCAAAAAUUAUUAUUUACAUAACUUUGGCUUAAUACACAUGUAUCUAGCAAUGUCGAAUUAUUCGAGUCCAUUCCAAAGUAGCUGCAUUCACUGUGGCGUUGCAGUGUCGGUAUGCUCCUUCCUGGGUCGCCAGGUCAGAAUUCCCGCGAGCAAGACAAGUGUCAGUCCAAUUUUUGGUGAUUUAGAAGAGAAAAGAACCAGUCCCCGUCAACGGGCACGUCAAUUGGCCAAGAGCAAAACCGUUCCCCAAAAAAGGUCUUCGAAGAGAAUCAAAAAACGUCCAAAUCCAAUAAUGAAGGGCUUGGCACAGAAACUAAAGAGUGCUGGGAAACAACCACAGGGAUCUUCAGUGCCUCUAUUUAAGUCGGUUAUUUUAAGAGAGAUGAUGAGAUUGAGAAGACGACCAAAUGCAAAGUUUAUGAAGGCCGCAACGAGCGUUAACUAUUGUGUUCCAAAACGCUGCCGUAGAAUCCUUUUGGUCAGGCACAAGAGCAGCCUGGAAGAGAAUUCGAAUCUGACAUAAUGGAGGUGAACGUGACGCCAAGGACCACUUCUUCUUCCUUCGAGACCGAAGUGCAACUUUGCGAUUCGCAUGAAAUAGAGACAUCGAAGGAAUUUGAAUCUGACAUUAUAGAGAUGAUUGAGGCGCCAAGAACAACUUCUUCCAAGCCCGAAAUGGAAAUUUAUGAUCAAAACCAUGCGCAUCAAUUGGAAAACUUUGAUUUUCCUGAAGUGGAGACAACUGAGACACCUCAUCAAAUUUUGGACAAAGUCGAUUCAUUUUCAAACGAUGAGGCUGUAGAAACAGAUUUAUUAUCAGUAUAAUGCAGAUUAUAUGAAACCGUUUAUAAUUUUAGACUUGCUUUUGGAGACUCUAAAACAAAAAGUCAUUGAAAUCAUUGACAAAAUAAAAAUACAAAAUAUAUAUAA
Molecule: messenger RNA, 1024 nt
Organism: Drosophila elegans
Lineage: Eukaryota; Metazoa; Arthropoda; Insecta; Diptera; Drosophilidae
Exons: 2
Coding region: 132-617 (161 amino acids)
Source: RefSeq, a predicted model, not a curated record